UAAGCUGACGUCGAUCUCGUGUGUAUGUACGUCACGUGAUCCGUUGACUGUUGGUGGGAAUGACUACAACUCUUUGUCAAACCAACGUCGUGACUCACUUCAGUUCUCUGUUUACCACUCAAUGAUCACACCAACUUGACACCCUGCUCUGGGACUCAAAAACUGCCUAUCUGUUCUCCUUCAAUUAAGACACAUGAUACUGCUGCUUUCCUCAUAAUGACGGUCGAUGAUGCAUCAUCGGAAACAGCACCUUUGCUAGGGUCAAACAGUCGGCCAUCCCCAGAUUCCUCGAGCGUCCAAGGUAACAUCACCGCCACACCGGAAGAAGCGAGAGAUGUUGAGAGCAAUGACCUUACACGCACUCAGUCCGUUGACUCCAACCGGGCUGCACAAUACCAGGGCAAUGCUGAAGUCCAGAAGCAACUCAAGUACAUCGUACCAGCUGUAUCGAUAGGCGUUUUCCUCUCGGCGGCCGACCAGACCAUUAUCGUGUCUAGCUAUGGACGAAUUGGGUCCGAAUUAGACGCUCUAAACCUCACGAGUUGGAUUGCGACAUCCUAUUUCCUUACCCUGACCUCGUUCCAGCCGCUCUACGGCAAGCUCAGUGACAUCUUUGGAAGGAAAGCCUGUCUUCUCUAUGCCUACGCAAUCUUCGGCCUCGGCUGUCUCUUCUGCGGACUCUCACAGAGCAUCAACCAGCUCAUUGCUGCUCGUGUUUUUCAGGGGAUAGGUGGAGGAGGAAUGACAACAGUGGUCAGCAUCAUGUUCAGCGACAUCAUCCCUCUUAAGGAUCGAGGUGUCUGGCAGGGUCUUAUCAAUAUCAUCUAUGCCGCAGGUGCGGGCUCCGGAGCGCCUCUUGGUGGGCUUCUAGCAGACACAAUCGGCUGGCGAUGGUCCUUUUUGGCGCAAGCACCUCUCUGUGCGAUCGCAUUCCUUGCUGUUGGUCUGGUUUUGCAGCUGCCCCAAGCUGAUACCGAUCACUGGCGGCAGAAACUCCGUCGGGUUGAUUUUGUCGGCGCUCUUGUUCUAGUGGCGGCUGUCUUCACCCUGAUUUUCGGUAUGGAUCGAGGUAGUAAUACCUCAUGGAGCCAUGCCAUCAGUUAUGGCCCACUUAUCAUAUCCAUCUUCCUUUUUUUCCUUUUCAUUGUUGUGGAGCGACAUGUGGCCGCCGAGCCAUUUGCACCAGGCCACAUCAUUUUCCACCGAACGCUAUUUCCCUGUUAUUUGUGCAACUUCUUUAGCUUUGGCGGCUGGCUUGCUGUUUUGUAUUACCUCCCAUUGUUCUACCAAGCAGUCGAUGGCUACAGCGCGACCGGGGCGGCGGUCCGACUACUCCCUGCUAUCACCUGCGGAGUCUCAGGGUCUCUUUUCGGUGGGAUAUGGAUGCGCAAGACCGGGAAGUACUAUUGGCUUACCGUCUCAGCCUACACACUCCUGGCAGUGGGCAUGUUACUGGUCUUUCUCUUCUCCGGCUUGAUCCAGAAUAGCACGCUUGCCAUCACCAUUGGGACCAUGUGUUGCGGCUUUGGCAACGGAAUCGGUGUGACAUCGAGCCUUAUUGCCAUCAUUUCCAACGCCAGCCCGGACGAUCAAGCUGUGGCGACUGCCUGUUCAUAUCUCUUCCGCUCCCUUGGAUCUGUCAUCGGCAUCUCGCUAUCAUCAACCGUCAUCCAGCAGAGGCUGAGGGAUACAUUGGCGCGAGAGCUGGGAAGUGGCAAGGAUGCAGCGCAGAUUGAACGAGGGGUGAGACGAAGUCUUGAUUAUCUCAAGAAGCUGCAACCAAGUGUCCAGAAAAUUGUCAGGCUGGCGUAUGGGGAUGCCGUAACUUGUGGCUAUGGAUUCAUGUUGGCGAUUGCCCUUGGUGCGACUAUUUCCAGUCUUUUCAUCCGGGAGAGACGAUUGAGUAAAUAAAGGGUGAUACAGCUGUGUGUUCCGGGAUAUGUAGGACAUGUAUCACAAUGAAGAAAGGGUCUUACAUCUGUAUAAAAUAAAAUAACAUCGACAUGUGGUA
This is a messenger RNA of Exophiala mesophila, 2011 nucleotides long. RefSeq lists its product as uncharacterized. The transcript has a single exon. NCBI's taxonomy places the organism in Eukaryota, Fungi, Ascomycota, Eurotiomycetes, Chaetothyriales, Herpotrichiellaceae. The record is from RefSeq and is a predicted model, not a curated record. Bases 217 to 1911 code for a protein of 564 amino acids. Gene Ontology annotation, molecular function: basic amino acid transmembrane transporter activity. Gene Ontology annotation, biological process: basic amino acid transport; transmembrane transport. Gene Ontology annotation, cellular component: fungal-type vacuole membrane.